AUGCACGAGAAAGGGUCGCUCUUAGUGAAGCGCCCAAUAUCUUCAUAUGGCACCACUCAUUAUCCACAGAAGAACUACACCGUUGUCCCAGGAGCCCAUGCGGCAUCACGGCUCAUACAGAUCGUCCAGACGCCUCUUGGAAGCGGCUACGAUCCCUUUGGAGCCUUCUCGAUCCGUAUUGACUCUCAUGUCAGUGAACUGCUCAAGUUCUGGCGUUAUUAUCUGAACCGCCCAUCCGUGCAACGAGACAGAGCAAUACAGCAUCUCUUUAAUAGUGCAUGGCAAUUGGCGAUGCGAUGUCUUUGGACUCCGUGUGAUGGCUACUCAUUUCUCGCAGCUGCCGCCGACUUCUACACCGCUUCCACCCAGUCCAAUCAGAUGAUGGUACUUGCGGCACAAUGGCGCCUGCAAGCCAUUGCACUUCUGCGGGCGCAGAUCGCGUCUCGUGGUCUGUCACCUCGUGAUUCUGGCUGUAUAAUGAGGCUUUUGGCUGGCGACCUGGCUGUAGGGAACUUUGCUGCCGCACUGAGCCAUGCAAAAAUAUUGUCUUCAAUUUUUAAUCCCCAAAAUCCAGCAUAUGAGGCUAUACCAAGUGCCGCGAAACACGCGUUUCUCUGGCAAGAAACUCACAGAGCCACUGCGACCUUGUCACGGCCUCUGAUAGAGCUGAGUCAUCGAACAACAGACAUAAAUUUUGCUCUUCUGGACAGCCGUUUACGCAUCCCCGAGGUCGAGAUAGACCUGGAGGCACUGGAUGAUGUCCGUCUUGUGUCUCUUUACACACAGCUGAGAUCAUACCUCGACGUUCUAGCUCAGCUGUCCGACAGAAACAUUCAACUCUCUCGCCAUGCUUCCAUUGAGCUGUCAUCCAACUUACUCGUGCUUGGAGGGAAAUUGCUCGAUCAUGGCAUCCUCUGCACAGAUAAUGCUCGUCACACUGAUGAUGCUCUGGAGAUGCUCCGGCUCUCUCAGUUCGCCGCUGCGAGUCUAGCGGCAUUGUACUGGCUCCGCCUGAUGACUCGAAUGGAAACGGAUGGCGAUGAUGUUAAUGGUCCCGGCAUCAUGGUCGCUACCUGGCCCCAAGGUCCACGGAUUGCGGAGAGAAUGAGAAGCUUGCUUGAGACGUCAGAAAGCGUCGUCACACUACUACUUCCACCAUCGUCCGGCGUGUCUGUGUCAGAGCGCUUACGGCCGGAACUGCGUCUGCGGGUGUUCCUUCUUGAGGUUGGGUCCUUUCUCGAAGAGACCGCGAUGAGACGCGCAGGAGAUCGCUGUUUCUACUACCAAGAACAGCAACAGCAACUCUUGCUUCGCACCGGACUGAGUGAGAAACCUGCCGCAUACGAGGCAAUUCUGAAAGGAUUUAUACCAACCAAUACGCCAAGGGUUUACGCGCCCGCCUGGUUUACUCCUUCCAUCAGAACUUGGGGCUUGAGUUGA
This is a messenger RNA of Cyphellophora europaea CBS 101466, 1440 nucleotides long. RefSeq lists its product as uncharacterized. The transcript has a single exon. The coding region runs from base 1 to 1440 and encodes 479 amino acids. The record is from RefSeq and is a predicted model, not a curated record. NCBI's taxonomy places the organism in Eukaryota, Fungi, Ascomycota, Eurotiomycetes, Chaetothyriales, Cyphellophoraceae.